AUGAAUUGGUAGUAAUAAUAAAAAGAUGAGCAUGAAAGUAUUUUUAAUAAUGGAGGUGACUUUUGGUUGCCAACUAAAGUUCAAGAAAGCCAGUUAAAUCUAAUUUUCUAAAGAAAGGCUUUUCAAAAACAAGUUAAAUCUAGAAAGUGGGAAAUUGUACAUUUAGAAUUAUAUGUUGACAAGUAAUUACUUAAUAUAUAUAUAGAUUGGUUAAAAUUGUGAAUAAUUAAGCAGAAUAUUGUAACAUUAAUGCUUGCUAUUUAAAAAAGAUUAAAUAUUUGAAUCCUCAAUUCAACCUUAUAAGCAUGGGUUUAGAUUAAAUUAUGGCAAACAUAGAGCCGAAUUCUUUACAGAAAGUUAAGAUUAUUAUGAAAAAUGGCAAUCUGUUUUGA
Paramecium octaurelia is the source of this 392-nucleotide messenger RNA. The record is from the annotation of a GenBank genome assembly. Lineage: Eukaryota; Ciliophora; Oligohymenophorea; Peniculida; Parameciidae.